Molecule: messenger RNA, 2598 nt
Organism: Ilyonectria robusta
Lineage: Eukaryota; Fungi; Ascomycota; Sordariomycetes; Hypocreales; Nectriaceae
Exons: 2
Coding region: 113-2428 (771 amino acids)
Biological process (GO): transmembrane transport
Cellular component (GO): plasma membrane
Molecular function (GO): transmembrane transporter activity
Source: RefSeq, a predicted model, not a curated record
CUGCCUGUCUGCCUGCGGUCUCCGCCUUACGUCACAUCGACAAUCAGUCUAUCGAGGUCGCCGCUGCAGUGUGCUUGGGCGCACGUGAGGUGGCUGGUGUUGAGAGCGCGCCAUGUUUUCGGAGUAUGCAUCCAGAUUCCUAGCACAGUCGCAGUCGAGGCUGUCCAACUUCGGCCAGCCCGACAACAACGAGGCGCCUCCCCGGCAAUCCGACUGGACAUCGCGACCCUCCCGAACCCAACGAGACGCCGGCCGAGGCGCGAACCCCAGUAGAUCAUUUCUAUCUCGUGGCUAUGGCGGGAAUCCUUAUCAACAGAACGGCGGCGGCUCUCGCUUCGGUCAGCUUGCGUUUGCGUCUCGCAUCUCCGCCGCUCAGGAUGCCCCGCUGUUCCAGAGCACCCUAGAUGAGUUUCGGGAGGAGGAUGACGAAGAAGAGAGGGAACGGGAGGCCGCCGACUUGUUUGCCCUGCAGAGGUCCCGUCGCGUGGCUGCUGCAAGCAGAUUGGCCGACAGCGUCGAUUCAGAUGCCCAUAGCCGGGGCUCGCUCGACGACAGCGUUGGCCACGGAGACCAUCCUUAUCAAGAUCGAGGCUUGCGACGCGGCCUCAAAAGCAGUUGGAAUGGAGCCCGAAGUACCCAUCGCCCAGGCGUAGCGAAUGAUACCCUGGUGGAAGAGGUCGAGGACAGUCCUAGAUCGAGCGUUGACCAGAACAGCGAGCGUGGACCAGAUGGAAAGGGCAAGAUGGUGGAUGUUGGGCUCGAGUCACAGGCAGAUCUGGACGAGGAUCCGCCUGCAUCUCUCUUGGGCGAGACCCCGACCGACACCAGCCCUCCCGCCUUCCAGAGGUUCAAGCGCGGCGACACCGGCGAUUCGGAGCGAACACCAUUUAUGGUUCGGAGAGAGUCUACCACAGAAACGGAAAUGAGCGGUGCGCGACGGGAAGACGGCUUAGAUGAUGAGGAACCUAUCCAGACAACGGUGAAUUUCCCCGAAGGUGAAAUCUUUCGACAUGACCCGUUCUUUGCCUGGAUCUUCCUCAUCAGUCUUGCCGGGAUGCUGUCAACUUUCUUUCUCGUCUGGCUACAUACGUCACCGGGAAAGAGCCCUGUUGGUGAUACCAUCUACACCACACUACAAAAGUCAUUUCACAUGCUAGCAGUGGAUACGGUGGUGGCCGUCAUGGUGUCGUUCGUCUGGCUUGCAGCCCUCAGGUCUUUCGUCCGUCCCCUCGUUAGCGUCAUUCUUAUCGCAGUGCCCGUCAUCUUGUUUUCUUUCUCUAUUUACUCCUUUGUCUCCUCUUUCAAAGGUCGGACACACGGGACGAGCCUGCAGGACACCGUCAUGCGAUGGACAGCAAUCAUCCCCGCUGCCGCAUGUGUACUUUGGGUAUGGUUGGUCGUGAGGGGCCGUCGUGCGAUCCAACAAGCGAUUGAGAUCCUGCAGUUCUCCAGCAAGAUUCUGGCUCAGAACUCGGCACUGAUGCUGGUGGGCUUCGGGUGCUUGGCGUUGAUUGUAAUCUGGACCUGGGCUUGGCUCGUCAUGUUCACACGCGUUUUCAUGGGAGGUUACUUCUCCAAGUCACUCGUGCGGUUCGUGAUCCGCUUCUCGAGUUGGUGGUUGGGAGCAGCCUUUAUUUUCUUGUACAUGUGGACCGUUUCCGUCAUCAACGCUGUCCACCGCGGCACCACAGCCGCGACUGUGUCCCAGUGGUACUUUCACCGGAACGCCGGCCCACCGACGCCUUCACGAGAGAUUGUUACAGCUGCGCUUAACCACGCGCUAACAACCAUUUUUGGCAGCAUCUGCGAAUCGACUCUCCUGUCCCUGCUCAUCCGAGCGCCGUUUAUAUUUCUGCCGAGGAGGAUGGGUGCGGCUAUCUCGAAUAUUGCUUCUUUCUGGAUUCCGACGCCUGUCGUGGCCUUGAUGAACCCGCUGACCAUCACAUACUCGGCCAUCCAUUCGCAAAACUUGGCAACCUCGGCCAGAGGGCUGGACCAGAUGGAGCUCGUCUCCCCUAGCAUACCGACCACAACUCUGACUCCACGGGCACUGCGUCUUCGGGGACAGCCCAACGGGCUCCUCCCAUACCGAUUGGCAAAGCUGCUUCUGGUGGCGACUCGGUUGAUUAUGGCCACUGGCCUGGGUUUGGCGGGAUGGGUUAUUACGGCUAAGCAGCUGCGUAUUCAGCUUCCGGACGGCAUGGGAGCGAGGGGUUCGGCGUACGCCUACGUAGUUGGCUUGAUGGCGAGUUUCAUUGGUUAUUCGGUGAUGGGCGCUAUGGAGGGUAUCCUAAGCGGCAUCGUGGAUGCGGUGCUCAUCUGCUACGGCAGUGAGAGGCGCAUGGAGAGAGGGCAUGGGCGGUUCUGCCUCGAGGCCGCAUAUCUGUUCGGGGAACGAAGAGUAGGAGAGGAACGGGAUUACGCAUAGCCUGGGUAUUGAAUGUUUUAAACUGGCGCUUCUGUAUUUUCAUUUCUUGGAUUACCGUGUAGGGAUAGAACUGCGGGGGUGUUCGAUCUGGAUCCGGAAUGAUACGAACCUUCAACCAACUGGCUUUCAUUGGACAACGUGUGGGCGCUGUUCAUCGAGAUAAGUGCAAA